Molecule: messenger RNA, 747 nt
Organism: Guillardia theta CCMP2712
Lineage: Eukaryota; Cryptophyceae; Pyrenomonadales; Geminigeraceae
Exons: 1
Source: RefSeq, a predicted model, not a curated record
UGCCCCCACGGCCGUAUACGAUCUCGAUGCAAGGAGUGCGGGGGAGGCAGCAUCUGCCCCCACGGCCGUCAGCGAUCUCGAUGCAAGGAGUGCGGGGGAGGCAGUAUCUGCCCCCACGCCCGUAUACGAUAUGGAUGUAAGGAGUGCGGGGGAGCCAGCAUCUGCGUCCACGGCCGGAGGCGAUCUCGAUGCAGGGAGUGCGGGGGAGCCAGCAUCUGCCCCCACGGCCGGAGGCGAUCUGAAUGCAAGGAGUGCGGGGGAGGCAGCGUCUGCCCCCACGGCCGGAGGCAAUCUCGAUGCAAGGAGUGCGGGGGAGGCAGCGUCUGCCCCCACGGCCGGAGGCGCUCCGAAUGCAACGAGUGCGGGGGAGGCAGCAUCUGCCCCCACGGCCGUCAGCGAUCUACAUGCAGGGAGUGCGGGGGAGCCAGCAUCUGCCCCCACGGCCGUCAGCGAUCUACAUGCAAGGAGUGCGGGGGAGGCAGCAUCUGCCCCCACGGCCGUCAGCGAUCUCGAUGCAAGGAGUGCGGGGGAGGCAGUAUCUGCCCCCACGCCCGUAUACGAUAUGGAUGUAAGGAGUGCGGGGGAGCCAGCAUCUGCGUCCACGGCCGGAGGCGAUCUCGAUGCAGGGAGUGCGGGGGAGCCAGCAUCUGCCCCCACGGCCGGAGGCGAUCUGAAUGCAAGGAGUGCGGGGGAGGCAGCGUCUGCCCCCACGGCCGGAGGCAAUCUCGAUGCAAGGAGUGCGGGGGA